Molecule: messenger RNA, 381 nt
Organism: Myxozyma melibiosi
Lineage: Eukaryota; Fungi; Ascomycota; Lipomycetes; Lipomycetales; Lipomycetaceae
Exons: 2
Coding region: 97-306 (69 amino acids)
Source: RefSeq, a predicted model, not a curated record
AGUCAAACAUCAGGGGAUGGGUAAGUCCACAGGGGAUGGAAUACGCAAGAUCACACGAGAGCAAUCAAUCUCGCAGGCGUACGUAGACCCUUAAAAAUGCACGUACGUACAGAAAGAAGCAAAGAAGCAGAAGCAGGCGCCUGUUUACGGUUAUCUGCUAUCGCCUUAGUCAUCAUCUUCUUCUUCUUACAGUUAGCUUUAAAGCCACGCAGCGCUAGGCAAUCAGAGUUUCCAGUUUUCCCUUAUUUUUGUUUAUUUUUUGAAUUUAGGGUUUUUGUUUCUUAUUCGAUUAACCUUUGCGGAUAAGCAGCCCAAAGCAGCAAAAACGGGAACACUAUAAACACCAAGGAACCUGUUCCAAGAGCGUGGCUGGAGGCUGUG